ACCUUAUGGUCCCUUUUUUUGGCGUGAAAUUAGGAAGCUUGUUACAUUAUCUUUUCUUUCUAACCACUGAAUCAAUCUAUUGACUCAACUUCGUGUAUCUGAAGUGGAAACCUCGAUUAAAGAGCUUUAUAAUAAUUAUAGGUCAAGUGGAGAAAAAGACGAAAAUGGGUUUUUAAUGGUGGAGAUGAAGAAAUGGUUUCAUGAGGUGGCAUUCAAUACAGUACUUAGAAUGGUUGCUGGGAAGAGAUAUUUUGAGGAUAAUGUGAUUGUUAAAGAAGAAGAAGCAAAUAGGUGUUUGAAUGCUUUAAGGGAUUACAUGCGUUUGAUUGGUGUUUUUACUGUUGGUGAUGCUGUAGUGAUGAAGGAUAUUGUGAUCAAGAUUUUAUGGAUGUUAUGCUUUCUACUAUUCAUGGAACAAACAUUCAUGGCUUUGAUUCUGAUACUCUCAUCAAAGCUACAUCAUUGGCACUACUGGAGGCAACAGACACUAGUAGUGUUACUCACACAUGGGCCUUAUGUUUAUUAUUGAACAAUCCUCACACAUUGGAGAAAGUAAAAGAAGAAAUUAAUCUCCACAUUGGUACAAAGAGACUAUUAAUUACAGAGUCAGAUGUAAACAAUUUAAAACUUUUUAGAUUUGCUAGGAAUUUAAAAGUGUGUUUGGAUGAGGGAGUCCAAUUUUUUAAGUGAAUUCAAAUCUUUCAACUUAAAUUAUUUUGUUUGGAUAAUAAUUUUGAAAAACUUUCAAAA
This is a messenger RNA of Cicer arietinum (chickpea), 750 nucleotides long. NCBI's taxonomy places the organism in Eukaryota, Viridiplantae, Streptophyta, Magnoliopsida, Fabales, Fabaceae. The record is from RefSeq and is a predicted model, not a curated record.